Perca fluviatilis (European perch) is the source of this 701-nucleotide messenger RNA. RefSeq names its product cornifelin (gene cnfn). Lineage: Eukaryota; Metazoa; Chordata; Actinopteri; Perciformes; Percidae. The transcript is spliced from 3 exons. The record is from RefSeq and is a predicted model, not a curated record. Gene Ontology annotation, cellular component: cornified envelope.
GCAAGCAUAUAGUGCGACAGUGUGACAGUGGCGAGUAAAAACUCCCUUUUAGGAAAAAAACCUCGGCCAGACCCAGGCUCUCCCAGUGCCGGUUGGGGGAAACAUAGCUGCAAAUAAGGCUAGAAAAUGCUACCAGAUGUUAAGUUUUUAAUAAUAUUGUGACUUAGUACGAUAAGAUCUGUUUUUACUUUUAUUUUAAUAUUAAUUUGCUUCUUCUCACAGCAAUGGCAUUCCAGUCAAACGUGAUCAGCUCGCAGCCUUAGGUCACUGUCACACAGUACACUGUGUCGUCCGGAUUAUCAGAUUGGAGUUCAAAUGUGUGCGACUGCUGUGAAGACUGUGGCAUCUGUCUUUGUGCAACGUUCGUCCCUUGUAUCCUGGGCUGUAAGGUAGCUCAGGACAACGGUGACAGUUAUUGCCUGCCCUUCCUUCCAGGUACCAUGAUUGCUCUAAGGACAAGCAUACGCAGCAAAUACCACAUUGAUGGCUCGGUGUGUGAUGACUGGGUGAUCAUGGCCUGCCUGCCUCUGUGUGGACUGUGUCAGAUGGCUCGGGAGCAGAAGAGGAGAGGAUGAACGGAAUAGUUGUUGAAUCUAAUUUUAAACUGCAAUUGUCUUUAUGCAACAAACCAGUCAAGAAGGACAUUUUCAGCAACACUGACUUUACAUUAAUGUACACACAUUAUUUAUUUUGGAAUGAAA